ACGUUUUAUUUUAGUUUCGUUUGUAUUAUUACGAAUAUUAACACAUAUUGUUUAUAAUUUCAUUCUUAUUACAUAUCCGUAAACGACUGCAUGGUGUUUAAUCAUUUGUGAUGUUAUUUUGCUUUAGAUAAUUUUUGUCCGGCCAGUCUGAGUCUGUGACGUCAUUGUUGGUCUCUAGAAAGCGGCCAUUUUGUAUGCCGCAUAUUUCAUUUCAGGGCUCUAUCUUCAUAAGACUUUUUCUAUUCGGCAAUCUAUUUAUUUAUGUUUUAGGUAAAAGUUGUAAGAGUAUUCGUGUUCAACAAGUACUGAGUCGGACAUAAUGGAAGAGCGAACAGCGGCGAAGGAACUUGAUCAAUGGAUUGAGCAGCUAAAUGAAUGCAAACAACUGACAGAAAAUCAAGUCAAAAUACUGUGUGAAAAAGCCAAAGAAAUACUGGCUAAAGAAUCAAAUGUACAGGAAGUGAAAUGUCCGUUAACGGUCUGUGGUGACGUGCACGGCCAAUUCCAUGAUCUGAUGGAAUUGUUCCGCAUUGGUGGAAAAUCACCUGACACAAAUUUUCUCUUCAUGGGUGACUAUGUUGACAGAGGUUACUACUCGGUGGAAACCGUUUCCCUUCUAGUUGUACUUAAGGUUAGAUUUAAAGACAGAAUUAUAAUUUUACGAGGAAACCAUGAGAGUAGACAAAUUACACAGGUCUACGGGUUUUACGACGAAUGUUUACGCAAGUACGGCAAUGCCAACGUCUGGAAGUAUUUCACAGAUCUUUUCGACUAUCUUCCUUUGACAGCCCUUGUUGAUGGACAGAUAUUUUGUCUUCAUGGUGGUCUGUCACCUUCAAUAGACACACUUGAUCAUAUUAGAGCUCUAGAUAGAAUACAAGAAGUUCCGCAUGAGGGACCUAUGUGCGAUCUACUGUGGUCCGAUCCCGAUGAUCGUGGUGGCUGGGGCAUUUCCCCUCGUGGUGCUGGGUACACGUUUGGCCAGGAUAUCUCUGAAACGUUCAACCACAGCAAUGGCCUCACCUUGAUAUCUCGAGCACAUCAGCUUGUUAUGGAGGGCUACAACUGGUGCCAUGACCGCAAUGUAGUGACCAUCUUCAGUGCACCCAACUACUGCUACCGGUGUGGUAACCAAGCAGCCAUCAUGGAGCUGGACGACGCUCUGAAAUACUCGUUCUUACAGUUUGAUCCUGCUCCGAGACGCGGAGAACCUCAUGUAACACGGCGAACGCCAGACUAUUUCCUGUGAGCAGUCUGUGAGAAACAUUUCAUUGUGAAUAGCCAAGUCGAAGAACAAUUUAACACGAAAAAAAAUGAUCUGUGAAAAAAAGUAGUGCUUGCUUUAUUUGGCAAAAGGAAGAAAAUUGUUUCCUUGUUAGACAAACUUCCUGAUUAAGUGGAAUAGCAGAAAACAUUUUGGUCAGGAAGAACAGAGUACAAAUUGUGAAGCAAUAUCUUUUUCCUGAAUUGUCACACCGACACAUCCUUUGUAAUUGUGAUAUUUAUUUUAACCAUCCCUAAGUAUUGCAUUUCUGGUGGUUCCAUGAGCAAACUGGUGCAAAAUCUAUCUUUAAUAGUUACAUUAUGUGGAUGGCAACUAGGAAAUUUGGAAUUAUAUAUCAAUGUAAGUAUCAAAGAGAAAUAGACCUGAUUUAUCCUAGCUUUUUGGCAUCUAGACUACUUUGAAUAUUCAAAUUUUUUUUUUUUAAUCUUAAAAUAAAGUUUACUUGCGUUAUUAAAAAUAUUGUCAUCAACCGAUCUUAUUCUUGGUUACAAGGGUGUUGCUCUGUUGAAAUACCAAGCUACAGUAUUAUUGGUAAUGGGGUUAUUGCUUUUAUCUGCUCUUUAAUCAACUCCUGAUUAACUGAUCCACCACUAGUGAAAAAGUCUUUGAACUACAGGGAUUUUAUCUUUAGUUUAUUCUCUAGUUUAUUUAUUAGCUUCCAAGUAAUAUUUUACAUUCCUGUAAAUUAUUCAGAUUACAUAUGUAAAUUACUUACAUAAAUCAGUUAAGCAUCUUAAACAUUUGCCAUCCACAUUAAAAAUUGAUGAAGUGGAAACAUACUAUACGGUAUCGAGUGACAAUGUCUGGAGGAACGGCUGUUCCUCGAGACAAUUUGCUUGUUUUGCUCAAGAGAUCUGAUGAAUUUUUGUCUCCUCAGAUACCAGAUUUGGGUACAUUUGAAAUAUGUUAAGUUUAAAAUAUAACGUUUAGCUCUGAAAUGUUCGAAUAAGAUCUUAUUUCUUUCUGUUUGAUCUUCUCGGGGGGAAAAGAAGCAUGUACUUAAUUCACUCAUUGUUUGAAUUCCCUUAAGGAGGAAAGUGUUUUGCAUGAUUUGUAUACUUGUGUUCUUUUAUCAGUGUUUUAGAUACAGCGACAAAUAUUGCAAGAUACUCCUGUGUAGACCAUGUGUUGUAUAUAUAUAUAAUUAAAAUUGUGAAAAAUGUUUUUUUUUUCCUUUUCCUUUUUUUUUUUUUUUUUUUUUUUUUUUUUCAAUGUUAAGAAUCUACAACUUGAUGUUUGAAUACAUAUUUAUUAAUUUUAACAUUGAAUUUUUUCAGUUCCUUAAUUAAAUUUUCCUGACCUAUGCUUUCCCCUCUCCCCCCCCCCCCCCCCAUCCCUCCCCUUAAGACCUGCAUUCAAAAUGAGGAUUGUACACUUCCCAUUUUAUUAACAAAAUUCUGUAAAUAAGGAGGUAGUGUGCACUGCUUAAUGACAAAAGUAUUCACAGAACCCAAAACUUAAGCUUAUUUUUAAAAUGUUUGAUAUGUCAACCUUGCUAAAGAUUUAUGUCACUAAUAUUUCACUUAUUUGGAAUUCUCUGACUUUAAGAUCUGUAAUAUUUUACAAUUACUAUAUUCGGGUUGAAAAAUUGCAUCAGAUUUAUUGAUGUUGGGUAACAUUACUGGUUGUAGGAAGAUUAAUUUGGACCGUUUUGAUAAAUGUUGGGGGUUGAUUCUUUUGCAAGCACAUUCUUCCACCUCGCGUGAUUCGCUGCUUUUAAAAUGACAAUUUAAAAAAUUGUAUCCAGGUUUGGCUAGACUAGUAGACUUUAUUUUGACUGAUAGAAUUCCAAGCUAGGAUAUGUCAUGUUUGGAAUUAAUAUUUUAACUAGAUGAACUAUCCCAUUACAUGAUGAUCCAUUUCUUGUACAUUUAUAGCCCAGUAUAACUUGAAUGUGUAAACCCAUGUCAGAAUUACAAGGUGUGCUUUAUCUAGUAGGUCUCCGCACAUCCGUGACUAAACGAAAGAACAUAUUGUUCAUUCCAUUUGUGUAUGGGAUAAGCAUGUUAAUCACACCCUGUGUUAGUAGCAUCACAUAAUACUUGUGUUUCCACUGUACGAACAAACUGAUUAUCCAGUCAGGUGUUGUUAUUGUAAAAUAAAUUUAUGUCAAUAAAA
Molecule: messenger RNA, 3403 nt
Organism: Gigantopelta aegis
Lineage: Eukaryota; Metazoa; Mollusca; Gastropoda; Neomphalida; Peltospiridae
Product: serine/threonine-protein phosphatase 2A catalytic subunit beta isoform
Exons: 7
Coding region: 320-1249 (309 amino acids)
Biological process (GO): peptidyl-serine dephosphorylation; mitotic cell cycle
Cellular component (GO): cytosol
Molecular function (GO): protein serine/threonine phosphatase activity
Source: RefSeq, a predicted model, not a curated record